AUGGCCUAUGACCGCUACGUGGCCAUCUGCCAACCCCUGCACUACGGGACCCUCCUGGGCAACAGAGCUUGUGCCCACAUGGCAGCAGCUGCCUGGGCCAGUGGGUUUCUCAAUGCUCUCCUGCACACGGUCAAUACAUUUUCAGUGUCCCUCUGCCAGGGCAAUGCUGUGGGACAGUUCUCCUGUGAAAUCCCACACAUCCUCAAGCUCUCCUGCUCACACACAGACUACCUCAGGGAAGCUGGGCUUCUUGUGGUUAGUGUCUGUUUAGCAUUCGGAUGUUUUGUUUUCAUGUUGGUGUCCUAUGUUUGGAUCUUCAGGGCUGUGCUGAGGAUCCCCUGGCAACAGGGACGGCACAAAGCCAUCUCCACAUGUCUCCCUCACCUGGCCGUGGUCUCCCUGUUUCUCAGCUCUGGUUUCCUUGCCUACCUGAAGCCCCCCUCCAUGUCCUCCCCAUCCCUAGACCUGGUUGUGUCAGUUUUGUACUCGAUAGUGCCUCCAGCAGUGAACCCCCUCAUCUACAGCCUGAGGAACCAGGAGCUCAAGGACGGCAUUAGGAAAGUGAUUUCAGGGGUAUUUCUCAUUAAGAAUAAUCUUCCUUUUGCGCACAACAAAUGA
Apaloderma vittatum (bar-tailed trogon) is the source of this 618-nucleotide messenger RNA. Its product is annotated as olfactory receptor 14J1-like. The record is from RefSeq and is a predicted model, not a curated record. Lineage: Eukaryota; Metazoa; Chordata; Aves; Trogoniformes; Trogonidae. Gene Ontology annotation, biological process: G protein-coupled receptor signaling pathway. The transcript has a single exon. Gene Ontology annotation, cellular component: membrane. The coding region runs from base 1 to 618 and encodes 205 amino acids. Gene Ontology annotation, molecular function: olfactory receptor activity.